Messenger RNA from Dicentrarchus labrax (European seabass), 6296 nucleotides. It is a transcript of the gene muc3a, whose product is annotated as mucin 3A, cell surface associated. The record is from RefSeq and is a predicted model, not a curated record. The transcript is spliced from 12 exons. The coding region runs from base 1175 to 4762 and encodes 1195 amino acids. NCBI's taxonomy places the organism in Eukaryota, Metazoa, Chordata, Actinopteri, Moronidae.
CACAUUAACAUCACAUCCUGCAGAAACUAUAUCAACACCUGGAACUACAGGUCCCACUGACACAGCAACUUCUGAGCCUGUAGAGACCACAUCAGCACCUCAACCAACUAAUCCCACUGACAAAGUAACUUCUCAGACUGUUGAGACAACCUCGGUAUCUGAACCAACUCCUCACACUGGCACAUUGACAUCACAACAUUCAGAGACCACAUCAGCACCUGGAACUACAGGUCCCACUGACACUGUAACUUCUGAGCCUGUCGAGACCACAUUAGCACCUCAACCAACUAAUCCCACUGACAAAGCAACUUCUGAAACUGUUGACACAACCUCGGUAACUAAACCAACUAAUCCCACUGACAAAGUAACUUCUGAGAAUGUUGAGACAACCUCGGUAUCUGAACCAACUGCUCACACUGACACGUUGACAUCACAACCUACAGAGACCAUUUCCCCACCUCAGCCUACGAGUCCUACAGACAUAGUAACAUCCGUGCCUGCUGCUACCACCCCACUAUCUGAAUCAACCAGUCCAACCCAUUCAUUGACAUCUGAGCCUAUAGAGACUACGUCAGCAACUCAGCCAACAAUUCCCACUGACAAAGUAACUUCUGAGACUGUUGGGACAACCCCGGUAUCUGAACCAACUGCUCACACUGACACAUUGACAUCACAACCUGUGGAGACAAUUUCCUCACCUCAGCCUACGAGUCCUACAGACAUAGUAACAUACGAGCCUGCUGGUACCACCCUACUGUCUGAAUCAUCGAGUCCAACCCAUUCAUUGACAUCUGAGCCUAUAGAGACUACGUCGGCACCUCAGCCAACCAUUCCCACUGUCACAGUAACUUCUGAGACUGUAGAGAAAACCUCUGUAUCUGAACAAACUGCUUACACUGACACAUUGAUAUCGAAACCUGCAGAGACCGUUUCCCCACCUCAGCCUACGAGUCCUGCAGAAAUUGUCACGUCUGAAUCAACAAGUCCAACCCAUUCAUUGACAUCUGAGCCUAUAGAGACCACAUCAGCACCUCAGCCAACCAUUCCCACUGUCACAGUAACUUCUGAGACUGUAGAGAAAACCUCGGUAUCUGAACCAACUGCUCACACUGACACAUUGACAUCACAACCUGUGGAGACAAUUUCCUCACCUCAGCCUACGAGUCCUACAGAAAUGGUCACGUCCGAAUCAACAAGUCCAACCCAUUCAUUGACAUCUGAGCCUAUAGAGACUACGUCAGCACCUCAGCCAAGCAUUCCCACUGACAAAGUAACUUCUGAGACUGUUGGGACAACCUCGGUGUCUGAACCAACUAGUCAGACUGACACAUUAACAUCACAACAUUCAGAGACCACAUCAGCACCUGGAACUACAGGUCCCACUGACACUGUAACUUCUGAGCCUGUCGAGACCACAUCAGCACCUCAACCAACUAAUCCCACCGACAAAGCAACUUCUGAGACUUUGGACACAACCUCGGUAACUAAACCAACUAAUCCCACUGACGAAGCAACUUCUGAGACUGUUGACACAACCUUGGUAACUAAACCAACUAAUCCCACUGACAAAGUAACUUCUGAGAAUGUUGAGACAACCUCGGUAUCUGAACCAACUGCUCACACUGACACGUUGACAUCACAACCUACAGAGACCAUUUCCCCACCUCAGCCUACGAGUCCUACAGACAUAGUAACAUCCGUGCCUGCUGCUACCACCCCACUAUCUGAAUCAACCAGUCCAACCCAUUCAUUGACAUCUGAGCCUAUAGAGACUACGUCAGCACCACAGCCAACCAUUCCCACUGACACAGUAACUUCUGAGACUGUUGAGACAACCUCGGUAUCUGAACCAACUUCUCCCACUGACACAUUGACAUCGCAACCUGCAGAGACCAUUUCCCCACCUCAGCCUACGACUCCUACAGAAAUGGUCACGUCCAAAUCAACAAGUCCAACCCAUUCAUUGACAUCUGAGCCCAUAGAGACUACGUCAGCACCACAGCCAACCAUUCCCACUGACACAGUAACUUCUGAGACUGUUGAGACAACCUCGGUAUCUGAACCAACUUCUCCCACUGACACAUUGACAUCGCAACCUACAGAGACCAUUUCCCCACCUCAGCCUACGAGUCCUACAGACAUAGUAACAUCCGUGCCUGCUGCUACCACCCCACUAUCUGAAUCAACCAGUCCAACCCAUUCAUUGACAUCUGAGCCUAUAGAGACUACGUCAGCACCUCAACCAACUAAUCCCACUGACAAAGUAACUUCCGAGACUGUAGUGACAACCUCUUUAUCUGAACCAACUGCUUACACUGACACAUUGAUCUCAAAGCCUGCAGAGACCGUUUCCCCACCUCAGCCUACGAGUCCUACAGAAAUGGUCACGUCCGAAUCAACAAGUCCAACCCAUUCAUUGACAUCUGAGCCUUUAGAGACUACGUCAGCACCUCAGCCAACCAUUCCCACUGACAAAGUAACUUCUGAGACUGUUGGGACAACCUCGGUAUCUGAACCAACUGCUCACACUGACACAUUGACAUCACAACCUGUGGAGACCAUUUCCUCACCUCAGCCUACGAGUACUACAGACAUAGUAACAUCCGAGCCUGCUGGUACCACCCCACUGUCUGAAUCAACGAGUCCAACCCAUUCAUUUACAUCGGAGCCUAUACAGACUACGUCAGCACCUCAGCCAACCAUUCCCACUGAUACAGUUACUUCUGAGAUUGUAGAGACAACCCCGGUAUCUGAACCAACUCGUCAGACUGACACAUUAACGUCACAUCCUUCAGAAACCACAUCAAAACCUGGAACUACAGGUCCCACUGCCACAGCAACUUCUGAGCCUGUAGAGACCACAUCAGCACCUCAACCAACUAAUCCCACUGACGAAGUAACUUCUGAGACUGUUGAGACAACCUCGGUAUCUGAACCAACUAGUCAGACUGACACAUUAACAUCACAUCCUGCAGAAACCACAUCAAGACCUGGAACAACAGGUCCCACUGACACAGCAACUUCUGAGUUUGUAGAGACCACAUCAGCAUCUCAACCAACUCAUCCCACUGACAAAGCAACUUCUGAGCCUGUAGAGACCGCAUCAGCACCUCAACCAACUAGUCAGACUGACACAGUAACUUUUGAGACUGUUGAGACAACCUCAUUAUCUGAACUAACUGGUCACACUGACACACUGACUUCACAACCUGCGGAGACCAUUUCACCAUCUCAGCCUACACGUCCUACAGAUAUAGUAACAUCUGAGCCUUCUGGUACCACCCCACUAUCAGAAUCCACCAGUCCAACCUAUUCGGUAACAUCUGAGCCCGUAGAGACCACGUCAGCAACUCAACCAACCAAUCCUACUGACAAAUUAACAUCUGAUCCUCCAACCACACCGUCAGCCCAACCACCAACCGAUCCAACAACCAGACCACCAACAACAUCACCCCCCACUCCAACAAUUCAAGCAACUACUCGACCAGUCACAACAGUAAAGCCUUUAAACUGUCAAAAUGGUGGAUUUAAUAAUGGAUUCAACUGCACAUGUCUUGUUGGAUUCAGCGGACAUGUUUGCGAAUUCAUUGAAACUGUUGAGCCAGAUUCUUUCAACAGGUCAGUUAUUGUUAAUGUGGUGAUCAAUGAGAAAUUUUAUGACAAUUAUGAAGACAAAGACUCAUCUGAAUACAAGGAGUUUGUAGGAACUUUCACCAACCGGAUGGUAAAGUAUUACUUGGAAAAGAAGAUAGAAAACUUUAAAGAAGUAGUGGUAACUCGUGUCAGCCGCGCUGUGGUCAGAUUGUCAGCACUGAUGAACAUUGUGGAAAGAUUAUCAGCUGAAGCCAUGGAUUUCUACAGCAUGACGCCAAGAGCAGAAGGCGUUAGUGUCACACAUGAUGUGGUUUUGGUGAUUCCAAACAAUGUUAACUCUAAUCAGCUAUAUAUGAACGACUUUGAGGCAGUUGAAAAGGCUGUUGACGAGCUUGCUAACUGCACAGGAGACUGUUUUUAUGAAAUCACAGUUCGACCCAUUGUCAAUACAACAGAGGCAGAUUUGGGAUCUGUAUGUAGUAGCUCUGUGGACAAUCCAGAUGUUGCUGAAUACUACGAAGCUGUGCCUGUUGAUGGAGUGAUCAAAUGUGUGACUGUGUGUAACCGUCUACAUCCACAUCCUAAAACAUGCUACAAUAAUGGAACCUGUAAUGUGUACAUGAGCAUUGGACCUCUUUGCAAGUGUCAAAAUGUGAAUUCCACAUGGUACCUGAGUGAUGACUGUAGCUUCCCAAUACAGAGGAUUGCUUUCUACGCAGGGUUAAGUGUAACCCUUGCUUUUCUGUUAGUGUCUGUGGGAGCCUUGACUGCAUACAUUCUUAUCAACAAACACAAGCAAACACAGAGAAGAAACAUUAAAGAGGUGACGGUGAAUGAUUGGCUGAAUGAGGACUUUAACUGGUCCAGAUCCAGCAACCCAAGUGACAGAUAUCAUGCUGGAGAUUUCAGAAACCCUUCAUACACAGAAGAAGAAUCUGCUGUCGGAGAAGAGUGCACUGAUAACAGACAACCUGUACCUUUCUACCAGCUGACUCGAGAAUCGAGCCCAUCAGCAAGCAUGCACUCUCAUUCACGAACAGCACACAGACACGAUUCUCUACUUUCGGAUGCUCGAAACUUGCAGUCUGCCAGUUGGCCUCAACCAGAUAUAUCCGAACAGCCAAUGAGGAUAGGCAGGCCUCGGAUAAGGACUUCUUGGGAUGCCUGAGCUGUGUACUGAAAAUUGACAGUCUCAACUGUUGAUAAUGAUGACUUUCUUUGACCUAUUUUCGCUGCCUCAUAUAAGCAACUAAAUCUUUAUAACAUUGUUCAAUUUAUUUAUUGAUUUCUUUACUGCAAGCCAAGGUGUUAAUAUAUAUUUAAUAUUUCUGAUUCUAUUGAAAAGGCCUGUUAUAAAUGCUUCCUUUAUGAAGUUUCUAUUCUGCAUCUCUGUUGAGGCUGCUCUCGGAGAUGUACUGAUCCAUCUCGGUGCUUGUUUGUGAGCCUGUAGUAAGUGGUGAUGUUGUAUUAUAAAAAAUACAAACAUGAGGGGCACAGAGUUUCAAGGUCCAGUGUGAAGGGUUUAGUGGCAUGGUGUAGUUCCAUAUUACGACCCGCUCGCCUCACGCUCCAGUUCCAAGCAUGGGGCAUAAAUCGUCAGAACACCUGUUCCUAUAAAUAAAAUAAAAAGUAAAUAAAAAAAUAAUAAAAUAAAUAAUAACAAGUAAAAGUAAGGAUAACACAACAAUUCUUAUUUUCAGGUCAUUAUACACUAAUGAAAACAUACCUAUUAAAAUUCUAUUCCAUUUCUGACAAUAGAUGCUCCUAAAUGUUACACACUGGACCUUUAAGAGAGACCUCUCAGCUAUUAAAUCAGCCUACAAUGACCCAUCAUCAACUUUAUUAAAUUAUGUUUCUCCAUCUGGCAGUUUUUCCUUGCCCCCGUCGCCAAGUGCUUGCCCAUGGUGGUACUGUUGGGUCUCUGUAAAUGUUUAAGGAGUUCGGUCUAGACCUGCUCUAUUUGAAAAGUGUCCUGAGAUAACUUCUGUUAUGAAUUGGCGCGAUACAAAUAAAAUUGAAUUGAAUUGAAUUGAAUCUGCUCCCUAGGUAGUGGGCCAUUAUUAAAGUGACUGAAUCACUGGGACACAAACAAUUCAGUGACCUACAGCUGAUAAUGAUGUCAUGCCAUGUCAACAACACACAUACCAUCAGUGUAAAAUGACAUUAAAAACCUACUAUCAGUAUAAGUUGAGACCAGUCAGAGAGAUAUUGCCAGUGAGAAUUAGUAAAGCAGUUCACUACCGUUUAAACUAAGGACCAGUUUUCUAUAUGAAUGCUUUGAGCUUUCAUAUAGAGUAAGCGAAGACGUUUGUCAUUCAGUGAUGAUAAGAAGAUCAAAAGCAGAAGGAGAUUAGAGGCAGAAGACGCAGUGUGGGAUACUCAGGAUGGAAGAUGUUGUAAUUUUGCACUAUUACUGUUGUUGUGGGCUUAAAUGCUUUGGAUGCACUUUAUGUAAAUAAAAAGUUCCAGUUUAAUGAAGCAUGUCACAUAUUGUGUGUACUUUCAGUGUGAAGCCACUGAGGGUCACUGUAGUCUUGUUUUAAUGGAGCUUCCUAUCACUGCACUGAAGGGAUAAACUUGGGAUAAAAAAUGUUUAACCACACUUUUGCAAUUGUUUAUUUAAAUUUGAACUAAAAUAUAAUGUUAUAUUAACUGUACUUACUACAUAUUUGAAUAAAAUUCUAUAUUGAACAAUUUAAAAA